Messenger RNA from Marchantia polymorpha subsp. ruderalis, 3020 nucleotides. NCBI's taxonomy places the organism in Eukaryota, Viridiplantae, Streptophyta, Marchantiopsida, Marchantiales, Marchantiaceae. The record is from the annotation of a GenBank genome assembly.
GGCCAAGAUCGCGGGCCGAGGUGGCGCCCGGCUCGAGAAACGGAGCCUGGCAUUCGAAAGCGCUCGAGACGGCGCCAAAAGCCACGAGCUUCAAGAAUGUGACUUGUCGCUGUUCAGGCAAGAUCGGAGAUGCCCAUUCUUCCUCGGCGCGAUGGCUUGAUUCUGAAAGCAGGCGCGCAGGCAGUGUCAGUGUCAGGAGCAAUGUGCAGUGAAGUCUUGUGCAUGCGAUCGAUUGCCUGAUGAGUACGUGGGCCCUGAGCACGGGAGCGAGUCCCGGUAUUAUAGAAAUUGAGUGAAGGAUGGCGAUGAGCCGGCAAUCUGGUUUCUCGACGGCGCUUGUUCGGAAGCGCUGCACGUGAUUGGUGCCGCUAGACGGUCGGGAGUAACGAGGUUUGGGGGCAAGGGGACGAGAUCGUGUGUAUUUCUUGUAGUUCGUCUGCGGGAAGGAGGUGGAAGUAAGAUGUGGUCGUACAAGGUUGCCGAUAAUGUUGGAGGCCCCUGGGUGGAGACAUUGAAUGCACAUGUUGGACGACAGACUUGGCAUUACGAUGAAAACGGCGGCACCCUCGCGGAUCGAGUCGCGUUGGACGAUGCGCGUGCAAAAUACGCUGAAAAUCGCUACAAGAUGAAGCAUAGUUCUGAUCUACCAAUGCGGAUGCAACUUGCGAAGUCCAAUCCCCUGCCACCGUUACCCGAUCAAGUUUUUGUUCGUCCUGAUGAGGAUCUGACCCACGACGCUGUAGAUACAACGUUAACUCGGGCCCUUCGAUUUUACUCCACCAUUCAAAGUGAUGAUGGUCAUUGGGGAGGUGAUUACGGGGGCCCAAUGUUUCUGCUUCCAGGACUUAUCAUAACCUUGCACGUUAGUGGAGCUCUGAAUACUGUCCUAUCCCAACCUUACCAGCAUGAAAUUCGACGAUACUUGUACAACCAUCAGAAUGAGGAUGGAGGAUGGGGACUUCAUAUUGAAGGCCACAGCACCAUGUUUGGAUCCGUUCUUUCUUAUGUGACCCUCAGGCUUCUGGGAGAUGGCCCUGAAGGUGGAGACUAUCAGUGUCUUCAGCGUGGUAGGGAUUGGAUCUUGAGCCACGGAGGAGCUACAGCGAUACCAUCGUGGGGAAAGUUCUGGCUUGCGGUUCUUGGAAUCUUUGAAUGGCAUGGUCUGAAUCCAAUGCCACCGGAAAUGUGGUUAUUGCCGUAUAUGGUGCCAGUUCAUCCAGCACGGAUGUGGUGCCAUUGUCGAAUGGUAUAUCUUCCCAUGAGCUAUAUUUAUGGACGACGGUUCACGGCAAAGUUGACCCCUCUGAUCCAAGACCUGAGGAAGGAACUAUUUACCCACAAAUUUAGUAACAUUGACUGGAACAAAGCUCGUAAUGAGUGCGCAAAGGAGGACCUUUACUACCCGCAUCCUCUCCUACAAGAUAUUCUGUGGGGAACGUUGCACAAAGUUGCUGAGCCCUUACUUACGCAUUGGCCAGGAUCGAAACUGAGAGAGAAAGCGCUAGCUGAGGCUAUGAAACACAUCCACUAUGAGGACGAAAAUACAAGAUAUGUUUGUAUUGGACCUGUUAACAAGUCUCUGAACAUGCUGAGUUGUUUCGUUGAAGAUCCGAACUCAGACGCCUUCAAACGACACCUUGGACGAGUUAUGGACUAUCUAUGGUUGGCAGAAGAUGGGAUGAAAAUGCAGGGAUACAAUGGUUCUCAAUUGUGGGACACUGCUUUCGCAGUCCAAGCAAUUGCUUCGACUAACAUGGUCGAUGAAGUAUCCAUGAUGCUGAAGAAGGCCCACGAUUAUGUUGACAAGUCGCAGGUUCGAGAAAAUUCUCCAGGGAAUAUGAAGGAGUGGUAUCGACAUAUUUCAAAGGGAGCGUGGCCAUUUUCCACAAGAGAUCAUGGGUGGCCAAUAUCUGAUUGCACAUCCGAAGGUUUGAAGGCUUGUCUGAUUCUCUCCGAACUUCCGGAGGACUUGGUUGGGAAGACGGUAUCAGAUGAGAGAUUGUUUGAGGCAGUCAAUGUCAUGCUAUCGUACCAAAAUGGCGGUGGUGGAUGUGCAACGUACGAAGUUGAAAGAUCCUAUGCUUGGCUUGAGUACAUUAAUCCUUCUGAAUGUUUCAGCAACAUUAUGAUCGAUUAUUCUUGGGUGGAGUGCACGUGUGCUUGCAUUCAGGCACUAGCUCUUUUUCGCAAAAAGUUUCCGAAUCACCGUAACAAGGAGAUAGGAAUGUUUAUAGACCGGGCCGUUAAGUUUGUGAAAGAUACUCAAGGAAAAGAUGGUUCCUGGUAUGGGAAUUGGGCCGUCUGUUACCUUUAUGCUUGCUGGUUCGGAGUACUUGGUCUAGUCGCCGCUGGAGAAUCCUACUCGUCUUCUGUUGCUAUUCAACAUUGUGUCAAGUUCUUACUCUCGAAACAGCUCCCAGACGGUGGUUGGGGAGAAAGCUACCUUUCCUGUCAGAACGAGGUGUACACAAAUUUGCCUGGAGAUAAAUCCCAUCUCGUAGGUACUUCAUGGGCAAUGUUGACCCUAAUAGCAUCUGGUCAGGAAAAAAGGGAUGCCAAACCUCUUCACAGAGCAGCGAAAGUGUUGAUAAAUGCACAGUUUGCGAACGGUGACUUCCCACAGCAGGAAAUCAUUGGUGUGUUUAACAAGAACUGCAUGAUUUCGUACUCAGCAUAUCGGAAUAUAUUUCCCAUUUGGGCGUUAGGAGAGUACCGGAGAAAAGUUUUAGCGUUGUGAGUUUUGGACCAUAGAUAACAACCAAUGUGAGCAGUGAAAGGAGUUCAGGUUGAAAUAAAAUAAUGCCGUAAGCUUUACUUGCCUCGAUCCGAAUUGAAAUGUUGUAGUAGGCAUUACACUACAAGGAAGACUCACGACAUUGACAGUUGGAACUCCUGACUGAUAUGUGUACUCACACCUGAGGGUCCCAAAGACUCUUGUCGCUGUGAUAUCUUAAGUGUUCCACAUUUAAAAAAUGUGGAACACUUUUGAUUUAUUUCUCUUACAUUUUUUCCUGCGUUGA